CGAUCAUAGUGUGUCCUUCUAGAGAGGUCCCCAGGCCCAGCUGCUUCCGGAUUGAAAUUAUUCUCAGCAGUUUCCUCCGCCAUUGCGGGUUUGGACUGGAGAUCAGUCAGUGCCGAAACCACUGCUAUCCAUUGAUGCAGUGGAGAAAAUACACAUUCGGCUGGCACUCUCUGCAUAUUUGAUAUACGAUUUUCGAACCACGUAAAAAAAAAAAAGACUUCCGAUAUCAUAGUGAAGGGGGAGAAAUCAUCACUGCCUAACUCCGACCUACAACGAAACAGUGAGGAGGUCGUAGCUGGCACGGUGCUAACUUGCUAGCUAGCUGUCAAGCUAGAAUUUCAGGACUGCGAAGAGGCAGAGGAAUAUCAUAAUGGCUCAAAUACUACCUAUUCGCUUCCAGGAGCACUUGCAGCUCCAGAACUUGGGGAUCAACCCAGCCAACAUUGGCUUCAGCACCCUGACCAUGGAGUCUGACAAGUUCAUUUGCAUUAGAGAGAAGGUGGGGGAGCAGGCACAAGUUGUCAUCAUCGACAUGGCGGACCCCAACACACCCAUCCGCAGGCCCAUCUCUGCAGACAGUGCCAUCAUGAAUCCAGCCAGCAAAGUAAUUGCCCUCAAAGCCGCAAAAACUCUCCAGAUUUUUAACAUUGAGAUGAAGAGCAAGAUGAAGGCCCACACCAUGACGGACGACGUGACCUUCUGGAAGUGGAUCUCCCUGAACACCGUGGCCCUGGUGACCGACAACGCCGUCUACCAUUGGAGCAUGGAGGGCGACUCGCAGCCAGUCAAAGUCUUCGACCGACACUCCAGCCUGGCAGGCUGUCAAAUCAUCAACUACCGCACUGACGCCAAACAGAAAUGGCUACUCCUCAUUGGCAUCUCAGCACAGCAAAACCGCGUGGUGGGGGCCAUGCAGCUGUACUCGGUGGACAGGAAGGUGUCGCAGCCCAUCGAGGGCCACGCCGCCGGCUUCGCCCAGUUCAAGAUGGAGGGCAACACGGAGGAGUCCACUCUGUUCUGCUUCGCAGUGAGGGGACAGGCUGGAGGAAAGCUACACAUAAUUGAAGUGGGGACCCCUCCGACCGGGAACCAGCCGUUUCCUAAGAAAGCCGUGGAUGUUUUCUUCCCUCCAGAGGCCCAGAACGACUUCCCCGUAGCCAUGCAGAUCUCCUCCAAGCAGGACGUGGUGUUCCUCAUCACCAAGUACGGCUACAUCCACCUGUACGACCUGGAGACGGGCACCUGCAUCUACAUGAACCGCAUCAGCGGCGAGACCAUCUUCGUCACGGCGCCCCACGAGCCCACCGCCGGCAUCAUCGGGGUCAACAGGAAAGGACAGGUGCUCUCGGUGUGUGUGGAGGAGGAGAACAUCAUCCCCUACAUCACCAACGUGCUGCAGAACCCAGACCUGGCCCUGCGCAUGGCCGUCCGCAACAACCUGGCCGGAGCCGAGGAGCUGUUCGCCCGCAAGUUCAACACCCUCUUCGCCGCGGGGAACUACUCCGAGGCCGCCAAGGUGGCCGCCAACGCGCCCAAGGGUAUCCUCCGCACACCGGACACCAUCCGGAGGUUCCAGAGUGUUCCGGCCCAGCCGGGCCAGACGUCCCCCCUGCUGCAGUACUUUGGCAUCCUGCUGGACCAGGGCCAGCUCAACAAGUUUGAGUCCCUGGAGCUGUGCAGGCCCGUGCUGCAGCAGGGACGCAAGCAGCUGCUGGAGAAGUGGCUCAAAGAGGACAAGCUGGAGUGCUCAGAGGAGCUGGGGGACCUGGUGAAGUCUGUGGACCCCACCCUGGCUCUCAGCGUGUACCUGAGGGCCAACGUCCCGAACAAAGUAAUCCAGUGUUUUGCCGAGACCGGACAGUUCCAGAAAAUAGUCCUCUAUGCCAAAAAGGUGGGCUACACCCCAGACUGGAUCUUCCUGCUGAGGAACGUGAUGCGGAUCAGUCCGGAGCAGGGCCUGCAGUUCUCCCAGAUGCUGGUCCAGGACGAGGAGCCCCUGGCCGACAUCACCCAGAUCGUGGAUGUGUUCAUGGAGUACAACCUGAUCCAGCAGUGCACCUCCUUCCUGCUGGACGCCCUGAAGAACAACAGGCCCAUGGAGGGGCCCCUGCAGACACGCCUGCUGGAGAUGAACCUGGUCCACGCCCCACAGGUAGCCGACGCCAUCCUGGGCAACCAGAUGUUCACCCACUACGACCGCGCCCACGUGGCCCAGCUGUGCGAGAAGGCCGGCCUCCUGCAGAGGGCGCUGGAGCACUACACCGACCUGUACGACAUCAAGCGGGCCGUGGUGCACACACACCUGCUCAACCCUGAGUGGCUGGUGAACUUCUUUGGCUCGCUGUCAGUGGAGGACUCCCUGGAGUGCCUGAGGGCCAUGCUCUCGGCCAACAUCCGGCAGAACCUGCAGAUCUGCGUCCAGGUGGCGUCCAAGUACCACGAGCAGCUCUCCACACAGUCCCUCACCGAGCUCUUUGAGUCCUUCAAGAGCUUCGAGGGGCUGUUCUACUUCCUGGGCUCCAUCGUGAACUUCAGCCAGGACCCGGAGGUCCACUUCAAGUACAUCCAGGCUGCCUGCAAGACGGGCCAGAUCAAGGAGGUGGAGAGGAUCUGCCGCGAGAGCAACUGCUACGACCCCGAGCGCGUCAAGAACUUCCUCAAGGAGGCCAAGCUGACGGACCAGCUUCCGCUCAUCAUCGUGUGCGACCGCUUCGACUUCGUCCACGACCUGGUGCUGUAUCUGUACCGCAACACUCUGCAGAAGUACAUUGAGAUCUACGUGCAGAAGGUGAACCCCAGCCGCCUGCCCGUGGUGAUCGGAGGGCUGCUGGACGUGGACUGCGCCGAGGACGUCAUCAAGAACCUGAUCAUGGUGGUGAGAGGACAGUUCUCCACCGACGAGCUGGUGGCCGAGGUGGAGAAGAGGAACAGACUGAAGCUGCUCCUGCCCUGGCUGGAGGCUCGCACCCACGAGGGCCUGGAGGAGCCGGCUACCCACAAUGCCCUAGCCAAGAUCUACAUCGACAGCAACAACAACCCGGAGCGCUUCCUGCGCGAGAACCCCUUCUACGACAGCCGCGUGGUGGGCAAGUACUGCGAGAAGAGAGACCCCCACCUGGCCUGCGUGGCCUACGAGAGAGGACAAUGUGACCAGGAGCUAAUAAACGUGUGCAACGAGAACUCCCUGUUCAAGAGCCUGUCUCGCUACCUGGUGAAGCGCAAGGACGCCGAGCUGUGGGCCAGCGUGCUGCUGGAGACCAACCCCUACAGGCGACCCCUCAUCGACCAGGUUGUGCAGACGGCCCUGUCUGAGACCCAGGACCCAGAGGAGGUGUCGGUCACGGUCAAGGCCUUCAUGACGGCCGACCUGCCCAACGAGCUCAUCGAGCUGCUGGAGAAGAUCGUCCUGGACAACUCUGUCUUCAGCGAGCACCGAAACCUCCAGAACCUUCUGAUCCUGACGGCCAUCAAGGCGGACCGCACGCGAGUGAUGGAGUACAUCAACCGCCUGGACAACUACGACGCCCCCGACAUCGCCAACAUCGCCAUCAGCAACGAGCUCUUCGAGGAGGCCUUCGCCAUCUUCAGGAAGUUUGACGUCAACACCUCCGCCGUGCAGGUCCUCAUCGAGCACAUCGGUAACCUGGACCGGGCCUACGAGUUUGCGGAGCGCUGCAACGAGCCGGCGGUGUGGAGCCAGCUGGCCAAGGCCCAGCUGCAGAAGGGCCUGGUGAAGGAGGCCAUCGACUCCUACAUCAAGGCCGACGACCCCUCCGCCUACAUGGAGGUGGGCAACGCUGCAGCUCAGAGCGGCAACUGGGAGGACUUGGUGAAGUUCCUGCAGAUGGCGCGGAAGAAGUCCCGGGAGUCCUACGUGGAGACGGAGCUGAUCUUCGCCCUGGCCAAGACCAACCGCCUGGCCGAGCUGGAGGAGUUCAUCAACGGCCCCAACAACGCCCACAUCCAGCAGGUGGGCGACAGAUGCUACGACGACAAGAUGUACGACGCGGCCAAGCUGCUCUACAACAACGUGUCCAACUUCGGCCGCCUGGCCUCCACCCUGGUGCACCUGGGGGAGUACCAGGCGGCCGUGGACGGCGCCCGCAAGGCCAACAGCACCCGCACCUGGAAGGAGGUGUGCUUUGCCUGCGUGGAGGGCAAGGAGUUCCGCCUGGCUCAGAUGUGCGGCCUGCACAUCGUGGUCCACGCCGACGAACUGGAGGAGCUCAUCAACUUCUACCAGGACCGCGGUUACUUCGAGGAGCUGAUCACCAUGCUGGAGGCGGCCCUGGGGCUGGAGCGUGCUCACAUGGGCAUGUUCACCGAGCUGGCCAUCCUCUACUCCAAGUUCAAACCCCAGAAGAUGAGGGAGCACCUGGAGCUCUUCUGGUCCAGGGUCAACAUUCCCAAGGUCCUGAGGGCGGCGGAGCAGGCCCACCUGUGGGGCGAGCUGGUCUUCCUGUAUGACAAGUACGAGGAGUACGACAACGCCAUCAUCACCAUGAUGAACCACCCUGCAGACGCCUGGAAAGAGGGCCAGUUCAAGGACAUCGUCACCAAGGUGGCCAAUGUGGAGCUGUACUACAAGGCUAUCCAGUUCUACCUGGAGUUCAAACCGUUGCCGCUGAACGACCUGCUCAUAGUGCUGUCGCCUCGACUGGACCACACACGCGCCGUCAACUUCUUCAGCAAGGUCAAGCAGCUGUCCUUGGUCAAACCGUACCUGCGGUCAGUGCAGAACCACAACAACAAGUCGGUCAACGAGGCCCUCAACAACCUCUUCAUCUCAGAGGAGGACUACGCGGCCCUGCGCACCUCCAUCGACGCCUACGACAACUUCGACAACAUCACCCUGGCCCAAGGGCUGGAGAAGCACGAGCUGAUCGAGUUCAGGAGGAUCGCCGCCUACCUCUUCAAGGGCAACAACCGCUGGAAACAGAGCGUGGAGCUCUGCAAGAAGGACAAGCUCUACAAGGAUGCCAUGCUGUACGCGUCCGAAUCCAAGGACGUGGAGCUGGCCGAGGAGCUGCUGGCCUGGUUCCUGGAGGACGACAAGAAGGAGUGCUUCGCCGCCUGCCUGUUCAGCUGCUACGACCUGCUGCGGCCCGAUGUGGUGCUGGAGACGGCCUGGAGGCACAACCUCAUGGACUUCUCCAUGCCCUACUUCAUCCAGGUCAUGAGGGAGUACCUUUCCAAGGUUGAUGCGAUUAAGGAAAAGGUUGACAAGCUUGAGGCCUCCGAGUCCCUAAGGAAACAGGAGGAGCAGGCCACCGAAUCUCAACCCAUUGUUUAUGGCACACCCCAGCUCAUGCUCACCGCGGGCCCCAACGGAGCCGUGCCCCCCCAGCAACCCUACGGCUACGGAUACACAGCACCAGCUGGCUACGGCCAGCCCCCCCAGCCUGGCUUUGGCUAUGGCAUGUGAAGCCCACCCAACCCCCACCCCCUCCUUUCCACACCACCCUCACCUGUCAGUCUCUCCUUGUGAUCCUCUCCACCAGCUUUCUACUCACAACAGGGGAUACAAACAAGCAAACCCACGCUCGCUAAAUUAUUUUUUAUUCCGUUCCUGCCCUCGUUAAUAGAUGGAAGAAAAAAGAAAAACUGCAAUGAAGGACUUUUAUUUGUGUUGUUUGAAACAAGCAAUUGGACCACCGUUGUGUUUUGUUCACUUGUGUUCACAUUCCAUAUUUAUGACUACAUACGUGGCUAGGAUGAUUUGUAUUUGUAUUUUUUUUUGCGUUUGACUAAUGUUCCGUUUUUUUUAUGGUUUACGUUCUGUGCGGAAGUGGACUUGCGAACAAAAGCAGUUAACUUUUUUUGAAGUAGGGUGGAGAAGCAUCCGAUUUGCACUCUUGUCGUGAGAAGAAACUAAUAUAGGAAUCUCUUAAUUUUGAUGUACUGAACAUGUGAACAGCUUACAGUGUCUCAUCUGUCUGUAUAAUGCAUUUCAUUAUUGUAUAUUCAGAAAAAAAGGUUACAUAUAAUAUUUGAACAUAUAUUGCCACUUCAAUGGCUAUAGCUAGCAACACUAAGUAAUGAUAGUAUAUUCUGCACAGGCGUGUAGCUUUAUGGAGUUUUAAAUGCAUACAGAUGUAUGUUUGUAUGUGAGUGAGUGUGUGUGUAUGUGCGCGUGCAUAUGUGUGUGAGCGUGUGUGAGCGUGUGUGAUCUAAAUAAGAGUUUUAACUCCCCUCUCCCUCCCUCCCCCUCUCUCUCUGCCCAUCGUGGCGCUCCAGUCAACCCCAGUAGAUGUUAGUCCUCCUUUGUUGGCUCUGUGUGUUUUAGGUGACCUCCUGUUGUGCCGUGUACAGUGCUUGUGUGUGAGACCGUGUCUGUGUUUGUACAGGAGGGCGGGGACCGGGGGCUGACUCCCUGGAACUCCAUACGUGUGCAUUUACUCACCAGCCCUCCUUGUGCCGGGAUCUGUGUAUGCCAGGUGUAGUGGUGUAACCAGGUCACCAUAAGUUUGCGUGUACAGAAUAUAACCUGAUGAGUAGAAGAAAAGAAGA
Molecule: messenger RNA, 6510 nt
Organism: Osmerus eperlanus (European smelt)
Lineage: Eukaryota; Metazoa; Chordata; Actinopteri; Osmeriformes; Osmeridae
Product: clathrin heavy chain 1-like
Exons: 33
Coding region: 371-5425 (1684 amino acids)
Biological process (GO): mitotic cell cycle; receptor-mediated endocytosis; clathrin coat assembly
Cellular component (GO): spindle; clathrin coat of trans-Golgi network vesicle; clathrin-coated endocytic vesicle
Molecular function (GO): structural molecule activity; clathrin light chain binding
Source: RefSeq, a predicted model, not a curated record